Messenger RNA from Chondrus crispus (carragheen), 3327 nucleotides. RefSeq lists its product as hypothetical. The record is from RefSeq and is a predicted model, not a curated record. The transcript is spliced from 7 exons. Gene Ontology annotation, cellular component: pyruvate dehydrogenase complex; mitochondrion. Lineage: Eukaryota; Rhodophyta; Florideophyceae; Gigartinales; Gigartinaceae. Bases 1 to 3168 code for a protein of 1055 amino acids. Gene Ontology annotation, biological process: pyruvate decarboxylation to acetyl-CoA. Gene Ontology annotation, molecular function: acyltransferase activity.
AUGAAACACAAUUUGGUACGGGUGGCGACGGGUGGCGAAAAAGCGCCCUUUUUUCACCGGCCCACACAUCUUGCACCCUCUUGCAAUGGGACGCGUGCCGCGUUGUCAGAUGCCUUCACCGCUAUUUUUUGCGCUUUUCUUCGUUUUGAACCGCCCGCAUCAGGCAUCAGACCCCCUGUCCCGCCCCUCUGCCCGUGCCUUGUUUUCCAAGCCUCGCUGAGGCCCGCACCCCUUUCCUUCACACCCGCGCUAUUAUUUAUUCUUUUCCUCCUGCCCACACCGCUCAACGCCCCGACCCAAUCCCCCCUCAACCAAAAUAAACGCCCUUCCCUACCUCCUCCUCCCCGGCGUCACAAUUCUCGUUUCCCCCGACCCCUCCCGCACGCUCCCCUUCCCAGCCCUGGCUUGUCUCCUAUGAUGUCUCUCACCCCGGCGCGUGGUCGACGUGUCUCCGACGGCCCGACCUCCGGCAAGCGCGGUCGUCCCGAGUCCUACGUACGCCGCUAUUGGGAAGACAUCGGCGUCCCCAACGUCGGCCCCAAGUGUAUUUUUUGCGAUCACCGCUCCGUUACUCGUCUCUUCCGUGCUCCCCCCGCUACGAGACACACCCUCAUUUGCAAGAACGCCCCGGAAGACGUCAAGGAUACCUUGCGUCGACUCACGAACAACAAAUAUUCACGCCGCCCGCCUGUAGCCUCCGACUCAUCUUCCGUGCAGGCUGUUGCCGUCGCCGCCGCCGCUGCCGUCGAAUCGAAGCCUCACAACCCGCAAUCCCAGCAGCGCCAGCAACACCAACGGCAGCAUCACCAGCAACAUCGCACGCAACACCCGCAUCCACAACAGCAACACCCGCAUCAACAACAGCAACACCAUCCCACACAACCUCUCCAGCACCAUCAGCCGCAACCACAGCAUCAUCAGACCCAACCACAUCAGCAGCAUCACCAACCCCAGCAUCAUUCGCAGGAUCAGUCCCAACCCCAGCAACCGCAACCGGUCUCUCAGCAGCCUCAGCAGCCCCAAUUUACGUUCAAAACCUCCCCUCCAAAUCAACCAGACCCGCACAGUCAUGACCCCACCUCUAUUCCAAGCAUUGCUUCGCCACGGCAUGUAUCCGCCAACGUCGUCUCUUCCAUGAAUGGCGCCUCUACCGCUGCUCUCAAUCCCGCGGUCGAUGCCAGCGGUGUCCCUGUCACCGUCCGAUCAGCUAUUCUCAACGAUCCCCGAAGUGUCGCCACUGUCCCCCGCACUAUGGGUCUUGUUCAUGCCGCUUCUCAUGCUGUCAACUCAGCGACCAUGUCUCCCGCUACUGAUAUUCUUUAUGCCAGUGGCUCCGCACAGAGGUUACUACAUCAGCAACCAGAAGAACUCACGAGCCCAGCGACCGCGUCUCUCAACCGUGCGUAUGCUGAGUUAGCGUUUGCAGUCAUGGAGGCCAUGUUUCCGCCGGCAUUGGGAAGAAAGAAAGACGGACAUGUCCCAACUCCAGGCGAGUUUCGAGCAGCUUUGCAAGACAUCAAGGAAGCAGCCCGUUGCAAGGCGAAGAGGCAACGCAAUGAGGCUAGGGCUGAGGCGGCGCGCCUGCAAAACGCCAUUUCCGUGCUAGUUACAACGAAGACCAUCAGCGGAGCCACGGAAAGGCCGAAAGAGAUGGUCCCCCAAAAGCUUAUUGAUGGGUACAAAGUUUUAGGAGACGGCAUUCUGACAGCAGAACCUCUCAACGCAAUCACUCAGAAUUUCUCAGGCACCGCUGCAAGCAGCAGAUUUUCACACACACAGCGUUUUCCAUUAGAUAUAUUUCGUCUUGCAGCCUUAUGUAAAGCCUUGCGUAUUUCUCUGAAGUUGAUGGCGAUCCGAUAUCUUUCGUCCUUGCCAGAGCACAAAGAGAUUAUCAUGCCCAAAGUCUCCCCCACAAUGACGGCGGGACGUCUGGUCUCGUGGAAGAAGCAAGAGGGCGAGGCGUUCGAGGAGGGCGAGGACAUUGCCGACGUCGAGUCCGACAAGGCGACCAUGCCCAUAUCAGCUCGCGAGGACGGCUUCAUGGCCAAAAUUCUUGUCGGGGAGGACAGUCCGGAGAUUCCGCUCGGCGAAAUUCUGGCCAUCACCGUCGAAGAGGAGGAACUGAUCCCGGCGUUUAAGGACUAUGCGCUGCCUUCGGAAGCAGAGAAAGAGACCCCUGUGCCUGCUGCGGCUCCAUCAGCAACCGAUGCCGCGCCACCCUCUACUCCGCAAACACAAUCUCCGUCGCCAGCACAGGCGCAAUAUACGGGGCCGAAGGGACCGGCCGUGAUGCGCGCAAUAGUGCCCACGGGACCGCAAGGGCGCAUGCUGAAGGGUGACAUCUUAGCUGCGAUCGAAGCGGGCACCGCCUUUCAGGCGGCGCCAGCAUCAGCACCGCCAUUAGCACCGCCGACAGCGACGAAAGCAGACACUGCAGCAACGGGUGAUUUGCAAUUGGCCGAAGUGGAUGGAAUGCCAGCACAUACUGACGUACCAGUAACGUCAAUGCGUCGUGCGAUCGCGAAACGGCUUGUAUUGUCCAAGGCUGGCGUUCCUCAUCGAUAUGCUUCAUCUUCGUACGAACUUGACAACCUUCUCGCCAUGCGCCAGCGACUUAACAGCAUGGGCCCUCCGUCCAAGAUCUCAGUCAACGACUUUAUGAUUCGUGCGAUUGCCAUUGCGCUACGUCGAGUCCCAGAAAUGAACGUGAGCUGGGAUGAGGGUAGCCAACAGGUGGUUUAUAAUGAAAAUGUCGACAUCUCGAUGGCGGUUGCGAUUGAGGGUGGACUCAUUACGCCGAUCGUGACGCGAGCAGAUUCACGAGGAUUGGCAGAUAUUGCAAAAACUACAAAAGAUUUGGUAGCCAGAGCCAAAGGGGGUACUCUUGCACCAGAAGAGUUUGAAGGUGGAUCAUUUAGCGUGAGCAACUUGGGAAUGUUUGGGAUCUCGAAGUUCUCAGCGAUCAUCAACCCCCCACAAAGCGGGAUUUUGGCAGUUGGAAGUGGAUUCCAGCGAGCUGUUCUGAAUGAGGACAAUACUCUGUCAACGGUGACAGAGGGCACAGCGACGCUGUCAACCGACGCCAGAGCGGUGGAAGAAAAGACAGCAGCCGAAUUUUUGAAUGAGUACUCCAAGUGCAUCUCCAACCCGGAGAGCAUGCUCAUGUGAUCGGAGGCAGGGAAAGUCAGUGGUUGCACAAAACCAUAAUAAAGACAGAGUAACGUUAACUAUCGAACUCGAAGACAGACGUCGAUUCGCCAUACUUGUGCAAAGGUGUAUGUUCAAAAUAGGGCGCUCGUGCUCCUGCAUUCAAGAUGUGUUCGAAGC